GCGCGCUACUCUCGAGGAGCGCGUCGAGGGUCCGGACGCAGAGACGCACGGGAGUCGCCGCCCAGCACGCAUCCAGCUGACUCCCAACACUUUAUUGAUUUAUACCUUCAUCUUUUUUUUGGGGGGGGGGGGGGGGGGGAGAAAACACAUCUGCCUUUCAACACGCCCGGAUCAAAUCCGUCGCUAUGUGGCUCCAUGGACUUCUCCUGUGUUUUGCAGUAACAGGUAUUGUUUCCGCGCAGCCCGACAGCUCUGGACUGUUUUACGCGCUGAGAUCCGAACUGUCGGAAGACGCGAUCUUGGUGGCCAACAGCGGGAUACGCGUGCCUUUCGGGAGGUCGGUCCCCGUCGAUCCCAUCAACGACCUGGUGAUUCAGACGCGGCCGGGGGACCGCUGCAGCAUCACCGUGCUGGAUAACGACCCGCUCUCACAGAGACCGGGGCAUCUCUCUCCCAAAAAGUUUCCGUGUGAUUUCGGCCCCAACGAUGUGACGUACGUGCACUACGGAUCGAGGAGUCCGGCUAAAGACAGAGUGAGGCUGCAGCUCAGGUAUGAUGCGCAAGCCGAAACCGUUAUUAUCCCCUUCAUGAUGGAGGUUGAAGUGGUUUUCACUCAGCUAGAAUUACUCACCAAAAACAUGCCUCUCACCGUUGAUCGGCUCAAAGCCACCAGUAACCCCAUUGAUAAGAAGAUUUUAGAGUUUACUUAUAGUCGAGAUUCUCACAAAUGUGAGGUGGCAUCCCUGACCGGUGGCAGCCCUCUGCCCCGAUAUGGACGACUCAUCGACGGGGGGAAACUUUCCAAAAUGAUGGACUGUGAUGAAUUCACAAAAGCUGACAUCCGCUAUGAACACACGUUCGACCGCAAGUCUCCCAAUAGGGACUACGUUCCCAUGGUCGUGGAGCUGCAUGAUAAGGAAGGCAACCUGGUGAAACAGGAGUAUUUCCAUCUUAUGAUUCGCAUCAAAGCCGGGGAAGCAAACACCUCCCCCAGACCCAGCUUUGUGUCCAUGAUGAUGAUGGAGAUCAGCCAGUUCGUCAUGACCGCCCUCACGCCCGAUAUGCUCUCUGCUGAAGAUACUGAGUCAGACCCAGAUGAGCUCAUCUUCAACCUCACCUCUCCCUUAUCUUACGAGGAGGGCUACAUAGUCAGCACCGAUGACAGGAACCUCCCCAUCACCUCAUUUUACCAGAGAGACUUGCGCGAUUUGAAAAUCGCCUACAAGCCCCCCGCCUUGGACUCGGACACUGAGAGGAUUUUCCAGCUGGAGUUUGAGGUGGUGGACACAGACGGGGCCGUGUCAGACCCCUUUGCUUUUAUGAUAGUCGUGAAGCCCAUGAACUCUUUGGCCCCUGUUGUGACGCGCAACACGGGCCAGCUGCUGUACGAGGGGCAGUCUCGGCCCCUCUUCAGCGCGCACAACUUGGAGAUCAGCGACGAAGACAACCUGGACACGGUCACCGUCACAGUGGUGGAUGGUCUGCGCCACGGGGACCUCAUGGUGCUGGGCUCUCACAGGAAACUCUUCACCCCUGCUGACCUCGCGGCAGGGGUCGUGGUGUACCAGCACGACGGGAGCGACACGUACAGCGACAACAUUGUUUUCAAGAUGUCGGAUGGAAAAAACGAAGUAGAAUUCCUGUUUCCCAUUACAAUCGUUCCUACUGACGACGAGCCGCCAAUUAUAAAUGCCAACACCGGCCUGGUUGUUUUCAAAAACCAGAUGAUGGCUAUUUCUCCCCUCAUGCUCAGCGCCGCCGAUAUCGACUCUGAGGAUUCAACUAUUAAAUUCACCGUUAUCAGUCCUUUUUCUACCAUAGGUGCAGUUCUCUUAAGACAGUCCGACGCCCCGGAGGACCCCUCCUCUUGGAAAUUCAACGCCGAGGAGGAAGUGUAUGAGAAGGAGGUGACAGAGUGGCUUCAGAAAGAUAUCACUGAUGGGAUGUUGUUUUACAAGCACACAGGCCCCCACAGCACAGAUACCAUCUUGGAUCAGUUUGUGUUCACAGUUCAGGAUGACAACGACCCCCCUAAUGAGUCAGGAGAGAGUGCAUUCAUAAUUCGGGUUUUACCCAUUGAUGACAUACCACCCGAACUGUUCCCUGGCACCACCCUGCAGAUGACCGUCGAGGAGUUCAAGCUCACACACUUCAGCAAAGAAGUUCUCCGCUACACUGAUUUGGACUCUGAGGACCGCGACCUUAAGUACACAGUUAUCCAGCCCCCCAUGGAUAUCGAUGAAAAUAACCCAGUUGCGUUUGGAUCUUUGAUUCUGACAGACAGCCCAGACACCGAAGUCACCGAGUUCACACAAGCUCAAAUCAACCACCAUAAGAUCUCUUACGGCCCCCCAGAUGUGGAGCUGGGAAUUACAGCCCACGUCGUGCAGUUUCGUUACACUGUCGAAGACACGGCUGGGAACAGCGUGGAAGGAGCCUUCACUGUUUACCUCCAGCCUGUCAACAACAAACCCCCUCAGAUUACCAACACAGGCUUUUCUGUGUUUGAACGUGGAGUUCACAUCAUCAGUAUUGCGGAGCUAGACGCCACAGACCUCGACACGGAGAGCAAACAGAUUACGUUCACUCUGAGUCAGCCCGCUAAAUAUGGCCAGGUCCAGGUGGCAUUCACUGAUCUAGAGAAGAAAGGGGUUUUCAGACUCGAGGAUAUCUCAGGGGGUAAGACUUCGUACAGUCAUGGUGGGGAGGAGACGCUGAGCGAUGAAUUUUUGCUGGAUGUCAGUGAUGGGUUUCAUGUUGUAACCGUGACGGUCAAAGUUAAUGUGAAGCCUGUCGAUGAUGAAACUCCAACCGUCAAGCUGCCUCCGGGGACAAUCGGCUCCCAUAUGGAUGUGCUGGAAAACAGAGCUUCAGAAAUCACAACAAAUGUCAUUCAAGGCCACGAUGACGACACGGAUGACCUCUUGCUGACCUUUAUUGUGGAAGGUCCUCCAGAACUAGGGGAAAUAUUGGUUAAAGGAGUGCCUGCCGCAAGUUUCACUCAGGCUGAUAUUAUUAAUGGUGUGGUUGUGUAUGCACACACCGGUGGGGAGAUAGGUCUCUCCUCUAAGCAGGAUGGCUUCAACUUGACUCUCACAGACAUGUCCGAUGAUUGGACAGUGGGUGGAAAUAGGGUCAAUGGGGUUCAUAUUCGAGUCACUGUCCUUCCUGUUGACAGUCAGGCCCCCGAGGUCGGGGUCGGGAUUCAAUUUAGCGUCAUCGAAGGGGAGAAAUACUCCAUUGGCACUCAGCACUUAAACGCUGAUGAUGAUGACACUCCAACGGAUGAUAUCCUUUGCACCAUCAUUGUCCAGCCCAGUGCCGGCUACGUGGAAAAUAUAUCACCUGCCCCCGGCUCGGAAAAGUCCAGGUCAGGAACAGCUAUCAGCGCCUUUACCAUCAGAGACAUCAGGGAGGGGAAUAUCCACUAUGUGCAGAGCAUUCACAAAAAAGCAGAGCCAGUGGAAGACAGGUUCACAUUUAGGUGCUCUGAUGGGAUCAAUUUCUCAGAGAACCAUUUUUUUCCGAUUGUUAUUAUCCCAUCUAAUGAUGAAAAGCCAGAGAUUUAUCUGCGAGAGAUAGUCCUGAUGGAGGGAAUGAACAUCGUCAUCGACACCCCAAUCCUGAAUGGGGCCGAUGCCGAUGAUCCGCCGGAGGAUCUGAUGUUCAUCAUUUCCAAACCUCCCAAACAUGGUGCCCUUUUAAACCAGCUCUCCACCGGGUCUGUUUUGGUAACUAAUUUCACUUUAGAGCAGAUUAGGGAGGCGUCAAGUAUAAUUUAUGAGCAUGACGACUCAGAGACAACAGAGGACAGCUUUGAUGUCACUUUGACUGAUGGAAAGUACUCUGUGCAGAAAACAGCCAUGGUCAUGAUCAUCCCUGUUGAUGACGAGACCCCCAGAAUGCUCAUCAACGACGGCCUGGAGGUUGAAAUUGGGGAGACCAAAGAGAUCAACAACAGAGUGCUCAAAGCAACAGAUCUAGAUUCAGAUGACAGUAGGCUCACAUAUAUCACCCGGUUCGGGCCUGGUCAGGGUCUCCUGCAGAGGAAAACACCGUCCGGGGCUCUGGAGAACAUCACGCUAGGCAUGAAUUUCACACAAUCCGACGUUGAUUCGGGGCUUAUACUUUACACACACAACGGUCAGGAGGGCAUCCGAGACUUGGUCAAAUUUGAUGUCACAGAUGGCGUGAACCCGCUAAUUGAUCGUUACUUCUACAUCACUGUGGGCAGUAUUGACAUGGUGUUCCCCAAUGUGGUCAGUAAAGGUGUGUCUCUGAGAGAAGGUGGCAGAGUGACUUUAACGACGGAUCUCCUCAGCACUACUGACCUCAACAGCCCUGAUGAGAAUUUAAUAUUUACUGUCACAAGGGCCCCUGUCAGGGGCCACUUAGAGUGUACAGAUACUCCCGGCAUGCCCAUUGGGGAUUUCACUCAGCUGCAGCUAGCUGGCAGCAAGAUUUACUACAUCCACACCUCAGACGAUGAGGUAAAAAUGGAUAGCUUUGAAUUUGAAGUCACUGACGGCUACAACCCCAUUUUCAGAACCUUCAGAAUCUCCAUUGUGGACGUCGAUAACAAGAAACCUGUUGUUACUGUAAAUAGUUUGCUUGUCACAGAGGGGCAGAUUAAGCUGAUUACACCAUUUGAGCUCACUGCAGAGGACCAGGACACAGCUGAGAGGCUGCUCAAAUUCUCUAUCACCCAGCUGCCUGUUCACGGCAAACUUCUUUACAAUCAGUCCACAGCCGUCAGCAGCUUCACCAAACAAGACCUUAAUGAAAACCUCAUCAGCUACAAACACGACGGAAGUGAAUCAUCAGAGGACUCCUUCUCUUUUACAGUAACAGAUGGCACUCACACUGACUUUUACGUAUUCCCCGAUACCGUGUUCGAGACUCGCCGCCCUCAAACCAUGAAGAUCACCGUCGCGUCCACUGACAUCGGCAUCCCCCAGAUCGUGGUGAAUAAAGGGGCCCCCGCUUUAAAGAUCUUGGCCACAGGGCAGCUGGGGUUCCCCAUCAGCUCCAAUGCGCUGAGAGCAGAGGACAGAGACAGCACGCUGGCCUCCCUGGUGUUCCACAUUACCACGCAGCCCAAGCAUGGUUACAUCGUUAACCUGGGACAAGGGAACAACUCCAUCAACACAUUUAGUCAAGCCGAUAUCAAUGACCUGAAUAUCUGCUACGUGUUACGGAAGGAGGAAAAUGCUACUUCUGAUCUCUUCCAUUUCUCCGUUGAGGAUGACGGUGGGAACAGGCUGAAGGGACAGCUGUUCCGUUUGGACUGGGCCUGGAUCUCCCUGGAGAAAGAUUACUACGUGGUGGACGAGGAGGACGCGUUCCUGGAGGUGGUGCUGAGGCGGAGAGGCUACCUGGGAGAGACGUCUUUCAUCGGCAUUGGCACCCAGGAUGGUAGUGCCAACAAGGACAAGGACUUCAAGGGCAAGUCCCAGAGGCAGGUCCAGUUCAACCCGGGACAGUCCAGAGCCACGUGGCGGGUUCGGAUACUGGCUGACGGGAAGUACGAGCGGGCAGAGACCUUCCAGAUUUUGCUGUCGGAGCCGGUGAUGGGGGUGAUGGAGUUCCCUGCUGCAGCAACAGUUGAGAUCCUGGAUCCUAGUGAUGAGUCAACGGUGUUCUUCCCUGAACAGAUCCACAGCGUGGAGGAAGACGUCGGCGAGCUUUUCAUCCCAGUGCACCGCAGCGGAGACAUCAGCCAGGAGCUCAUGGUGGUCUGCUUCACGCAGCAGGGUUCUGCCACGGGGACGAUUCCCACCACCGUUCUGUCUUACUCGGACUACAUCUCCCGUCUGGAGGAGCAUGUCAGCGUCCUUCGCUUUGACAGGGGUGAAAGGGAGAAGCAGUGUCGCGUCGUGAUCAUCGACGACUCUCUCUACGAGGGAGAGGAGAGCUUCAACGUCACCCUGUCGCUGCCGGUCGGGGGCCGUCUGGGGAUGCACCACCCCACCACCAAAGUCAAUAUCCUGGAGGACAUGGAUGAUGCUCCGGUGUUUUACUUUGGCGAGGUAAAGUAUCACGUGGAUGAGAGUGAUGGAUACGUGGAGGUUAAAGUGUGGAGGACAGGGAGCGACCUGUCCAACACCGGAACCGUCACCAUCCGCUCUCGUAAGGCCGAGCCCGUCUCUGCCGAAGCCGGUAUUGACUACGUGGGCAUCAGUCGUAACCUGGACUUCGCCCCGGGCGUCAGCAUGCAGACGUUCAGGGUCACGAUUCUGGACGACCUGGGUCAACCAGAGCUGGAGGGGACCGAGAGCUUUGAGCUGGUUCUUCGCAUGCCGGUGAACGGCAUCCUGGGAGAACCCGGGAAAGCCAAAGUUUUCAUCAACGACUCCGUGUCUGACUUACCGAGGGUGCAGUUCCGCCAGCCGGUGUACACCGGCGAGGAGAGUGACGGUCACAUCACAGCCACAGUGUACCGCAGCGGCGACAUCAGACACAAGUCCACGGCUCGCUGUUACACCCGCCAGAGCUCCGCGCAGGUCGCCUCCGACUUCGACGAGCGACCCAACACAGAAACCUCCAUCAUCACUUUCUUACCAGGCGAGACGGAGAAGCCAUGUGUUCUGUCUCUGGUUGAUGACACGCUGUACGAGGAGGGAGAAGAGCUGCGGUUGGUCUUGGGGGACCCGAGGAGCGACUCACCGUUUGGAGCAUCGGUGGGAGCUCUGAAUGAGACCCUGGUGAAAAUCAAGGACACAGCCGACAAACCCAUCAUUCGUUUUUUGGAGACCAAGCUCAGCGUGAGCGAACCGAAGGAAGCCGGCGCUGUGGCAGCAGUGAGGAUACCUGUGGUACGAGUGGGGGACACAUCGAAAGUGUCCGUGGUCCGUGUUCACACCAAAGACGGGUCAGCGAUCUCAGGAGAGGACUACUUCCCCGUGUCUCAAGACAUUGAGUUCAAAGAGGGCGAUAAGGAACACGCGGUGCAGGUGGAAGUGCUUUUUGAUGGUGUCCGGGAGAUGAGGGAAGCCUUUACGCUUCACCUUAAGCCUGAUGCAAACAUGGUGGCUGAAACUCAGGUAACUAAAAUGAUAGUUUACAUCGAGGAGACCAACAGCAUGGCCGACGUCACCUUCCCCUCGCUGCCUCACGUGGUGUCACUGCUUCAUUACGACGAUGCCGCCAGGACGCCAGGCAACCUCAGUCCACCGGCCGGCUACCCUGUCGUCUGUGUCACGGCUUGCAACACCAAAUACCCAGAAUACGACAAGACGGGUUCUAUCUGCGUGAGCGAGCACAUCAACAACACCUUGACCCGCUACCGCUGGCUCAUCAGUGCCCCGGCUGGCCCCGACGGCGUCACGAGUCCCAUGAGGGAGGUGGACUUUGACACCUUCUUCACGUCCUCCAAGACGAUCGCAUUGGACUCAGUCUACUUCCAGGCGGGCUCCAGGGUCCAGUGUGCUGCCAGAGCCGUUAAUUCCAACGGCGACGAGGGUUUAGAGCUCAGCAGCCCCAUCACCGCCAUCAGCCAGGAGGAAGGUAUGUGUCAACCACGCAAGAUGGGCACCGUUGGCGCCGAGCCUUUCUCUGCAAAGCUGCGCUACACUGGAGCCGAGGACCCGAAACACCCUAACCUCAUCAAAGUGACUGUCACCAUGCCUCAUAUAGACGGCAUGCUUCCGGUAAUCUCCACUCGCCCGCUCACCAACUUUGAACUGACUCUGAGCCCGGAUGGAACCCGGGUCGGAAACCACCGCUGCUCCAACUUGCUGGACUACGAUGAGGUCACCACAGGUCACAGCUUCAUCACCGCCUCGACGCGGAGCCCCGAGAGCGCGGGAGACGCGGCGCCCUAUCAGUUCAGCAGCCCUCUGCGCGGCAACGGCACGCUGCGCUUCUACCGGAACCUCAACCUGGAGGCCUGUCUCUGGGAGUUCACCAGCUACUACCACAUGUCCGAGCUGCUCACAGACUGCGGAGGCACCAUAGGGACUGAUGGACAGGUGCUGAAUCUGGUCCAGUCCUACGUGACUCUGCGUGUGCCUCUUUACGUGUCAUACGUGUUCCACUCUCCCGUGGGAGCCGGUGGCUGGCAGCACUUUGACCUGCAGUCAGAGCUUCGCCUGACUUUCGUGUACGACACGGCCAUUCUCUGGGCGGAGGGCAUCGGCAGCCCCCCGAAGGCCGAGUUGCAGGGUUCAUUGUAUCCAACAAGCAUGCGCAUCAAUGAACAGGGACGUUUGGUGGUGAAUUUCCGCACCAAGGCUCGUUUCAGGGGUCUGUUCGUGGAGUCUCAUUCUGGAGGCAGAAUAAAAAAAGCUGCAACCGUCACGACCUCCAUGGUGAUGAGCGUGGACCACCCCGGCCUGACCUUUAACCUCACCUUAGUGAGGAGUGAGCCGACCUACAACCAGCCAGUCCAGCAGUGGACCUUCACCUCGGACUUUGCUGUAAGAGACUACUCUGGAACCUUCACAGUAAAGCUGAUCCCCUGCACAACAGCCCAGAACAUGGAAUACACUCUCCCGCCUGUCUGCAGUCCCAGAGAACCAGUCACCUUCAAUCUAGACAUCAGAUUCCAGCAAGUGAGCGACCCGGUUGCGGUGGAAUUUAGUCUGAACACUCAGAUGUUCUUACUGACCAAGAGAAGCUUGUGGCUCUCUGAUGGCUCCAUGGGCUUUGGCCAGGAGACGGAUGUAGCGUUUUCUGAGGGCGAUCCGAUCUAUGGCCGUGUAAUGGUGGACCCUGUGCAGAACCUGGGGGACUCUUUCUUCUGUAGCAUAGAGAAGGUGUUCCUCUGCACCGGUGCUGAUGGAUACGUACCAAAGUACAACCCAAUAAAGUUUGAAUUUGGCUGCUUGGCCGACUCGCCAUCACUGCUCUUGAGAUUCAAGAUCCUUGACAAAGCUCAGCCAGAGACUCAGGCACGUGCGUUUGGUGGUGUCAGUUUUAAUGCGGCACUGGCAGUGGAUGAUCCAACAGCAAUGUCCCUGGUCAAGCAGCCCGGGUCCGAUGGCUUUAGGUUGGACUCUACAGCCAUGUUCCAGGUUGCCGCAGGCCGUGAGUGGUACAUUCACACUAUUUACACAGUCCGCUCCAAAGAGAAUGCUAACAGAGGAAUUGGAAAGCGCAGCCUGGAAUACCACUCCUUGGUUUCCCCAAGCAGUGACAUCGCCUUGACCCCGUCGCGCGGCAAAGGUCCUCGCUCCAGGAGGUCGGCCGGCCAGCAUGUCCCAGAGGUCGCUGACGAUAUCGGCGCAGACAGCAACCGCGGUACCAACAUCAUGCACAUCGCUUUGGACCGCACCAAGAGACAGGCAGGGGGGUCGAACGAGCUGUUCAACGGUGGGCUGGAACCUAGUGAGCGGAACGCGGGGCAAGAGGAAGAGGGUCUGGUGACUAUGGUGGGGACAGCGGUGGGGCUGCUGCUGACUGUCCUCAUUAUUGUCAUCGUCGUACUGGUGCUGAGAUCCAGACAGCAGGACGGGAAGGAGGGAUGGAGGGAGGGGGUGCAGGAGGUGGUGAAAGGGUCGGUCAGUACAGAGCCCAUGUUGGUGGUGAGGAUGCAGGAUUGCCACAACAGUUCAGAGGUCUGAGCAGCGGAUGCGGGGAUCCACAGAUGGACAAAGGGAUGAGGAGCACGUGAGGGUUUUAUACAAUUUGGGAUUUGUUGUUUGGUUUUUUAACUGCUAAUUAAUCGCUUUCACAACACCAAAAAUCUGAUAUUGAUCAUAUGUGGUAUUUGGAGUGAGUGUGUGUGUGUGUGUGUGUGUGUGUGUGUGUGUGUGUGUGUGUGUGUGUGUGUGUGUGUGUGUGUGUGUUUGCGCCUGUUAGUGGAGGAUUUAUACAGCAUUGGAUCCUUUACAAACCAUGUUCACUACAAUAGGGAACAGCAAAGAGUACAGUCCUACAGGGUGCUGUUGGGGAAUAUUUCAAUAAAACUAGUUCGGGAGAAGAGAAUGAUUUAUUUGAAUGUUUAUCUAAUAAAAAACAGUCUUGCUGAAUGAUCAAAGCUGCAAAAAGUCCAUUUAUUGCUUGCAAGCAGGAGGCCAAGGCAUCUCCGAGCAGUAAAAACGCUGAUUUUUCAUGCAUACAUGUGAAGGCCAUCCUAAAUGGCAGGUACGAGAAGUUGCAAACCAAGUUGAGAUAAGAACCAAGGUUAAGAUGGGGGUAACACACACAGUCCCUUUGUUCGAGCGCCUGUGGGAGAGCCUUCUCCUAGACACAGCUGCAUAUGGAAACCUUAAGUCUUUCUGCUUUUGCACAUCACUUCAAUACAGACAAUAAUCACUCUUUUAGCAUAAGAUUUUUUUUACCAUCACAGUGUCUUGGCCCAACAUUCCACUUCAUGCUGUUACUAGCAUGGUAUUUCAUUUCUCACUGACAAGCUUUGGGGUGUAAAUGUUGCUGAAGCCGCUACAUCCCUUCUGCAGAAUCACAGCCACUCAAAGCACUUUCCUUGUGAAGCUGGUGUCUCGCAGGCCAAUCCAGAGAUUUAGUGCUGUAGGUUUACCUCGCAUAAAGGGGACUAGAUGAUGUGAAUGCUCAUAUUGAAAGGAAUAGUUUACCUUAAAAAAGAAAACUCGGAUAUUAUUCACUGCCCCUAGUUCAUUUAAAACUUUGUGUUUAUGAGUUUCUACUCAGAAGGGAUACAUAAGUGAUCUCUGCACACUUCCUGCAGUAUUUGUUUAGCAUCUUAACAACUCUGUUGAUGCAAAAGUCCAAUAUAGACACUAUAAUCUCACUUACUGUCCUUAAAGUUGUCAUAAAGUUCCUCAAUUUCCAUAUGAUAAUAUAAUGUAUGAAAAUACCGGGGAUUAAAAAGGGAUUAGGUAUGAAAUAUUUAAGACUAAGUUGUGUAUAUCAUGCCUUCUAGGGGGAACUAUCCCUUUAGGACAAACCUUUGGUCAUAAAAUAUUUGGGGACACAGUCGUUCUAAAUAACAAAGUUGCCACCACCUGUUUCAUAUCUGUGAACUAAACCUACAGAAAUAUUUUACCGUAGAGUGACACCACUGCAGUAAGAAUUCAUGUGUAUUAACCAGCUAAUAUCAUUUUCCCUCAUUCUUUCUUACAAUUCGAUGUUAGAUGUAAUUAGCAUUUCCGAUGCUGCUCAGUUGGGUCAUUCCCACUAUUUCUACUCUUGGGAAAACUUGGUUAUUUACUGCGUCAUAUGUUUACAGUUCAUCACUGCUUUGAUACCACAAUGUUUACUGCCAUCCAUCCCGCUGUUCCACUGUGUAUGUCUGUGAAAUUGUCAUAUUCGUUCUAAAUAUUUUGAGUGAAAUGUUUUUUUAGAGAGCACUGGUUACAGUAUGAGACACUCAUCUCAGGAGUUAUUUCUUGUACAACAAUGGGCCAUUUCACAAUCUACUACUGUUGGGUGAAGAAAAUAUCUAGUGAGCCACUUCUGUGUUACACUGCUAAUGACUGUGGUGCUGUGAACAUGCAAAUACUUUGUUCAUAUCCAAUGUUUUGACCCCUAUUCUUCUCACAUUAUGUUCUUGUAAGCUUUGUUUGUCACUCUUACAGUGUGUGGGAAUUAGUGUUCUGGGUAAUAUUUUGUAACAAAGGAUGCAAAAUAGCUGCUUACAAAUCAGUAAGUCUAGAAGAAAAAUAUUACAUUUGAGGCAUUUUAUAUAAUCUGCUGUCUCGUUAUUUUGUCAAUAUCACUGGUGAACUUUCUUGUUUAUAUGUGUUGUUAGACCUGUGUCUUACUCUUCUAUGGAUAUACAACAUGGUGGGAUUAAUGUUUCUAAAUAUUUGUCUUAUUAUGGUGUUGUCAUCAUUGUAUAUUUAUUUCCAAUAUUUAUCAGGGAUAGCCAAUGUGAUAGACAUGAGCUGCAGAUCCGAUGAUAAUUGGUGAUGGGUGUGAUGGUUUAUACACGUAAUAGUGUGCUGGGACACUGCUGCGAUUUUUUCCCCCCCGAUAAAUUUGGAAAUAAGACCAUAUAUCUGACAUCAAAUGCACUUUUUGAGUCACAUCCUUCACAUGCCAAUCCGAGCUAUGCAAUGUAAUGUAUAUUCCACAGCCAAUUACCCCCCAUGUAUAUGACAAUUUUAGAAGAAACAAUCAAACUUGAUAUUCAGUUUGUCUUUUUAAGAAUGGGUUUUUAUGUAUAUGUAUUUAAAAAUAAAUAUUGUUGCUUA
Gasterosteus aculeatus aculeatus (three-spined stickleback) is the source of this 12116-nucleotide messenger RNA. It is a transcript of the gene frem2a, whose product is annotated as FRAS1 related extracellular matrix 2a. Gene Ontology annotation, biological process: cell communication; anatomical structure morphogenesis. Gene Ontology annotation, cellular component: membrane. The record is from RefSeq and is a predicted model, not a curated record. Lineage: Eukaryota; Metazoa; Chordata; Actinopteri; Perciformes; Gasterosteidae.